Molecule: messenger RNA, 2371 nt
Organism: Triplophysa rosa
Lineage: Eukaryota; Metazoa; Chordata; Actinopteri; Cypriniformes; Nemacheilidae
Product: protein unc-13 homolog A
Exons: 13
Coding region: 257-2269 (670 amino acids)
Biological process (GO): synaptic vesicle priming; dense core granule priming; presynaptic dense core vesicle exocytosis
Cellular component (GO): neuromuscular junction; presynaptic membrane; synaptic vesicle membrane
Molecular function (GO): calmodulin binding; syntaxin-1 binding; diacylglycerol binding
Source: RefSeq, a predicted model, not a curated record
ACGCCGGGAGCUGUCCGCCUCGCGCUGGUGCUGAAGCAAGAUGGCAGCGCUAUAGGGGCGAGAAACGCGCGAUAAACUGAGAAAAGCGCUUUAUGUGAGCCGUUUCCGGUCGUUUGUCCGUUUAUUCUCACGUCUUUAUUUGAUAAAGGCCAAAGUUAUGACUGUCUGUUGAAUGAGAGGCUAAAUUAAAUCACGGCACGUAGACUGUCCGGUUCUCACCGAAACGCAGCUGCUCGACGCGACGCUGCGCUGCGCGAUGUCUCUGCUAUGCGUCGGAGUGAAAAAAGCACAGUAUGAUGGACCUCAGGAGAAAUUCAACACGUAUGUGACUCUGAAGGUUCAGAAUGUUAAGAGUACGACCAUCGCUGUGCGGGGCGAUCAGCCCAGCUGGGAGCAAGACUUCAUGUUUGAGAUAAAUCGUUUGGAUCUGGGUCUUUCAGUCGAGGUGUGGAAUAAAGGCCUUAUAUGGGACACAAUGGUCGGCACCGUAUGGAUUCCACUGCGGAGUAUCCGCCAAUCCAAUGAGGAAGGACCGGGCAAAUGGUUGACUCUGGAUUCACAGGCUAUAAUGGCAGAUAAUGAAAUCUGUGGCACCAAAGAUCCAACAUUCCACCGUGUUCUUCUAGACACUCGCUUUGAACUGCCGCUCGAUAUUCCAGAAGAAGAGGCUCGGUAUUGGGCAAAGAAACUGGAGCAGCUCAAUGCUAUGAGAGACCAAGAUUAUUCAUAUCAGGAGGUUCAGGACAGACCAUUGUCAGUACCGGGAACACAAUGUUGUAACUGGUGGGGGGACCAGCAGAACAAUGAUCCAGACAGCGCGAUGGACGACAGGGACAGUGAUUACCGCAGUGAGACCAGUAACAGCAUCCCACCACCCUUUUAUACCACAUCUCAACCCAACGCCUCUGUGCACCAGUAUCCCAUGAGUCACCAGCACCGGAAUCCCCGUUCCCCCUACUCAUGCUCCAUCAACAGCUGUGACCUCGACUAUGAUCACCCGAGAGGCAUCAGUCCGACUGGAAGCUAUGUGUCCUCAGCUGAGCUCAGCCGCUGUAGCUCUCAACUAAGUGAAGAGUACGGUGAACGAGAACUGUACGACGAGAAUGACUCCUAUCACUCCUGCCACUCGUCUGUGUCUCACAGCAAGGGCUCGCCCGACUGGGACGAGACUCAAGGCGCUUACAGCGACGAAUGUGCCUACAGCAAAGAUGGCGGUGAGGAAGAAGCCCUGUAUGAGGAGGAGGAUGGAGACCUGUAUGGAGAGGAGGUGGACAUGUAUGAGGGAGAGGAAGACUUCAACUACGAGGAUGAAGAUCUGUACCCAUUGAACCGGACCCUCAGCAAAGACCAAGAGCCUCCGUUCACCCCCACACUGACCGUGUCAUCCGCCAGACCCCGUCUGGAGAAACAGACCUCACUGCACCAACAGCAGCAGACACAGCCACAGUCUCAACCGGCCAAUCAGAUGCAAGCCCAGCCUCCAUCCCAAGCGCUCAAUCUGAAUCAAACCCAACCUCCAAUCAAACCCCAGAAUCAUCAGGUUCCUCAGCCAGCCAGACAACAGGCUCCGCCCCAGCAGCCGUCCUUAGGCCCGAUCCCUUCUGUCCAGUCCUUCUUCGCCAUGGCCAAACCACUGACCGCCGUGUUUGGUUUGGGCGGAUCUACUCCUCCUCAACCUCCUGCACCGACAUCGCAAACUCACCCCCCAACAGUACCAUCACAAACCCUGACGCCUCAGCCUCCUGCUCCUGUAACCCAACAGAUGCCCUCCGCCACCUCGAUUAAACCCCCUGAACCGCUCACCUCUGCUCCCAUGGUCGACUCCAAACCUCCUGCACCAGAACCCAAACCUCCCACCCCCACAGAGGAAAAACUGCCCACAGCGGAGCCUUCAAUGGAAGAGGAACCUUCGCUCCGAGAAGAAGUCUUCCCCGUGGACGAGCCAAUAAUUGAGGAUGUAAAGAUGGAGAGUCCUCCUCCUUCUCCACCGCUAGAAGAGGAAGAACCUCGGCCAGAACCUGAGAGUGAAGCGGUGAUGGAGGAGCCGAAAAAGCCUGUGGACCCGGCCAUCAGAGCUAAAGAGAACUGGCUGAGACUCUUCGAAAAAGUCCGCCAGCAGCUCCAGGAGGCACGAGGAGACUCUCAGUCUUUGUGGUUUGGUAAAGGAGGGAUGGGAGGAGCACUGUACAGUAUCGACAGCAUGCCUGACCUUCGUAAGAGAAAGACUAUUCCUCUGGUCAGAGAUCUGGUAAGAACCCAUAACCCAUAAAGCUGUUUUUAAAAUCUGUGUUGUGGUGCUGAUAAACAAGGUUCAAUACAGAUGAUGUACCAAAAUAUCAGGGGCUGGAAUCAUAAAACAUGAAGUGAAAUC